AUGGUCGGUUUAGAUGCUGCUGGUAAGACAACCAUUCUCUACAAGUUGAAGUUGGGCGAGGUGGUCACCACAAUUCCCACUAUCGGCUUCAACGUGGAGACCGUGGAGUACAAGAAUUUGUCAUUCACGGUCUGGGAUGUUGGUGGCCAGGACAAGAUUCGCCCCCUUUGGCGGCACUACUACCAAGGCACAAACGGCUUAAUCUACGUUGUUGACAGCAAUGACCGGGAUCGCAUCGAAGAUGCCCGGGAAGAGCUGAACAAGAUGUUGAACGAAGACGAGAUGCGCGAUGCGGUGCUUUUGGUCUUCGCCAAUAAGCAGGACUUGCCCAACGCCAUGACUGCAGCAGAAGUCACCGAGAAGCUCGGAUUGCAGAACCUGCGCCACCGGCAGUGGUUCAUCCAGUCUGCCUGCGCAACAACGGGAGACGGUCUCUACGAGGGGUUGGACUGGCUCUCCCGGACACUCUCCUCAAAGCGAUGA
This is a messenger RNA of Symbiodinium necroappetens, 483 nucleotides long. The record is from the annotation of a GenBank genome assembly. Lineage: Eukaryota; Dinophyceae; Suessiales; Symbiodiniaceae.